This is a messenger RNA of Cucumis melo (muskmelon), 936 nucleotides long. RefSeq lists its product as uncharacterized. The coding region runs from base 134 to 766 and encodes 210 amino acids. The transcript is spliced from 3 exons. The record is from RefSeq and is a predicted model, not a curated record. Lineage: Eukaryota; Viridiplantae; Streptophyta; Magnoliopsida; Cucurbitales; Cucurbitaceae.
CCGAGAGGAGAGGAGAAAAAGAAAGGAGAAGAAGAAGAAGUCGCCGCAGCCGUUGUUUCCUUUCGUUCCGCCGCCGUCCGUCGCCGACCGCCCUCGCCGUUGUUCCUCGUCGCCGUCUGCCACUUUAGUCAUUAUGUCAUAUCGACGAUCAAAUUUUAUGGAGACGGAUGAUAUGUUCCUCCAGUUUGAGGAGGAUUUAGAUAACAUUGCGGGAGGGUCGUCAUCUGUGGGCGACAAUACGGGGUCUUCUUCUCAACAAACAACUCCGACUCCUAGGAGACGUGCGCAGUCUCGACUCUUGGAGUUAGAGCGCCACGUUGCAAUAAAUGGGUGCAUUCCGAUGACGAUCGCCCCUGGAGCGGAGAAGCCUAUUUCUCCACACGCCGUUCGCUUCAGCCAGGCGAUAGGCGUGUGUGUGCGAAAGACAUUUUCCAUCCGCUGUCUUAAGUGGACGGACGUUGGGAGAGAAUACAUUGAGGUCGUCAAGGGCGACCUCCAGGUAAUUAAAUGCACUACACAUUUAUAUAUGAUUUCAUUUGAAACAUAUCUAACUUUAACCAAUCUAAUGUGUUAUGUUUGUAAUGUGCAGCGAUUGUUUGUGCUUGAUUUCAAUGAUCAAGCAAUGAACAGGUUUGUUGAGCAUCAGAUGCUCACGAUCUUUAAAGAGUUCCGGGCCGACUGUCAUAGACAUUUCAAAAAGUACAGCGACCCGGAGGAGGCUCGUGCCAACCCACCAAACGCAUUGGUUGGACGUGAUGAGGAUUGACACUUCCUCUGCGACCAUUAUAUCAGCCGUGCAUUCCAGGUAUUUGUCAUGAUUAAUUAUGAUAACAAGUUUUUAUAUGUAUAAGAAAUAAACAAUAUAAUUGUUUUAAUGCAGGAGCAAUCACGGACAAACAAGGCUGCUAGACAGAAGCAGCCUUACAAUCAUAGUAG